Molecule: messenger RNA, 642 nt
Organism: Symbiodinium natans
Lineage: Eukaryota; Dinophyceae; Suessiales; Symbiodiniaceae
Source: the annotation of a GenBank genome assembly
AUGGCGCUCAGCCGUUAUGUGGUCGUCGCAGCAGCUUCUGCAGGAGCUGGUGCCUACCUUGGGACAGAGAAGGACACGAUGGUGGCUGCUUAUGCGAAGGUCAAAAGCAUGCUAGGAUUUCGGCCUCAGCACGUGGACCUUUCAUCUUCCUCGGCCGUUCUGGAGGAAGCUCUCAGACUGGCCAAAGCGACUCCGCAGCAAUGCGGCGUGCUCUCAACGAUUCAGUCAGGCGGCGUCGCCUCUCGAAUGAUCCAAGUCCGCGAGCCCUUCGGUGUGCACCGAGAGGGCGAUAAUUUGUCGAUCCACUUCUUUACAUCUGCAACAAGCCGCAAGUUCGGAGAGCUGUCUCAAAAUCCCGGUGCUGCAAUUCUCUACUGGGACCCACAAACUUUGACGUACGUUGCAUUUCAAGGCCGUGCGCAUGAGCUGACGGCUGCUGAAGGGAAAGGAUUCUGGAGAGAAUGGAUGCGCAUGUUCUACAAGGACAGCAAACUCUUCUCCGCUUGGAGACUGGAUGCCUUCAGGCUGCCAGCAGGUUCAACGCCUGCAGGUGGUGAGCAUUGGGCGCAUCGAGAGUUUCAGGGAGGAUUGGCAUCCUGUGGAGCUCGAGCGCACGAAGUCGGGCUGGAAGGUCGUCUGUGA